AGUGAAUGUGUGUAGUAGUUAGCUAUACCAUUAUUUACGUUUGAUCUACGAAAAACGUUCAUCUAUCUAUUUCAAACAAAUUUUCUACAACCGUCAAUAAUGGAAAUAGGAUCAGAAAUUAGUGGGAAAAUUAGGUCAGCGAUAAAGGCGAAAUUGGUAGAUUUAGGAGCCUAUGUUGAUGACGAAUUGCCGGAUUAUAUUAUGGUCAUGGUAGCGAAUAAAAAGACCAAAUUACAGAUGACUGAAGACCUAAACUUAUUUUUGGGUGAUAAUACGGAAAAAUUUACUGACUGGUUGCAUGUACAGUUAAAUAAGCUACAAUUAACUGGAAUAGAAAGUAAACCCCCAAACAAAGUUCCCAACAAGGAGGUUUCCAAAGUUACAACAGAGUCUCACAAAAAUAUUAAGCAAAGAAAAGAAAGAGCAAAAGAGAGAGUACACAAGAAUUCAAAAUCUGAAAAUGAAAUUGGCCAGAAAGCUGCCGGAUCUGUUGAAGAUCCUGACAUUGUAAGUUUGAGAACUGCUGAUAAUGAUAGAUUUGAUGAGGAAGAGGACGAUCGUUAUAAGGAGAGGGAAGCAAAAAGAGCCAAACCUGUGGAAAAAGUUAAACUAUCGGAAAAAACUGAAAAACCAAGAGAUAAACCUGGAUCUAUUAUAGGAUCUAUUGUUUGUCAUUCCGAUGACGAGGAAGAUUAUGAUCCAUCAAAACCUUCCAUAGCAAGUAAAGUUGAUGUCAUACGUAAAACUAGGUUACCUCAAACUCUACAGGCGAAUAAAUCUCUAUUGCUAAAAGCGAUGAAUGCCGCAAACCAAUCAGUAGAGACAGCAAAGAAAAAGCUACAUACAAAAUCGAGGCGAUCGAGAAGUCCUAUUGAUCAUCAAGUAUCUCCUCCUAAAAAACAGGAAAAACAGAAUCCCCAGAGUUUGAGAAGUAAGUCUCCUCCUCGAAAAAGAAAGGGAUCAACAUAUUUAUCAAGAGAGGAAGAAGAAGAGGAACGAGAAAAUUAUCGAGUGGUAGCAUCCAAUACCGGGGAUAAAAGAAAAGUCUUAAACAAGAGUCAGGACGUUAAAAAAGUCGAAGAGAAUCGAGUAAGAGAUGCUGUUCUCGGUGCUCUUAAAACAAAUAGAGCCGACGAUGAAGUCAAAGAUUCAGAUUCAGAUGAAGAAACUUUACGUGCUAAGGCAUUAGAAGCACAAAAGAGACGAACAAAUUCUCCUAAUUUUAUUGUCACAUUAGAUGGCAUAGAUCCUGAUCAAAUGGACUCUCAAGUUGAUUUCAGUUCUCCAAUCGAUGAAGAAGCUGAUAAUGAGAACAGUAGUAUUGACGUAACAGCUAAUUCACAAAGUAUAAAUGACAAGCAUACAUCACCUACAAAACCCGUUACAAUAGCUCUAAAUCCGGAUUCGGAUGAAGAUAUUAGCUUAGAUAAAAGAAAUUCGAAAGGUGAAGAAAAGUGUAAGUUUUGGCCGAAUUGUAGCAAACCGAAUUGCGGUUACUCACAUCCAAGUCAACCUUGUCGAAAUUUUCCUCAAUGUAAAUUUGCCGACAAAUGCUUAUAUGCUCAUCCUCCUUGUAAGUUUGAUGCUAGCUGUACAAGAUCCGAUUGCCCAUAUACGCAUACAAAGAAGGUUGCUGUACCUUUUGCGGCCGCGAAGAAUUAUCCGAAAGCAAAGGCUACUAAUGUUUGCAAAUUUUAUCCAAAAUGCACUAAAAUGGACUGUCCUUUUACUCAUCCUAAGCUUUGUCGGUAUGGAAUUGGUUGUACCCAAAAGACUACUUGCAUAUUUAUGCAUCCGGAAUUACCAUCUAGGGAUCAGCUAAAAUGGAAACCUCCUGCACCCGCUACUGAAGUAAAUGGACAAAAAGGAGAAGAAUAGGACUUUAAUAAUGUACAUAUGUAACUGAAUUUUAUUAUGCUAGAUGAUUUGGUUGAGAAUUAAUUGUGGAAAGAAAUAGAGCGAUACGCACUAAAAUAACUU
Dimorphilus gyrociliatus is the source of this 1980-nucleotide messenger RNA. Lineage: Eukaryota; Metazoa; Annelida; Polychaeta; Dinophilidae. The record is from the annotation of a GenBank genome assembly.